This is a messenger RNA of Puccinia triticina, 546 nucleotides long. RefSeq lists its product as uncharacterized. NCBI's taxonomy places the organism in Eukaryota, Fungi, Basidiomycota, Pucciniomycetes, Pucciniales, Pucciniaceae. The record is from RefSeq and is a predicted model, not a curated record. Gene Ontology annotation, biological process: Arp2/3 complex-mediated actin nucleation; regulation of actin filament polymerization. Bases 1 to 546 code for a protein of 181 amino acids. The transcript is spliced from 5 exons. Gene Ontology annotation, cellular component: cytoskeleton; Arp2/3 protein complex. Gene Ontology annotation, molecular function: actin filament binding.
AUGCCCGCCUACCAUUCGACUUAUAACGAUGCAAGGGAUUAUCGACCAGUCGCCAACAUGGUCAUCCUACCUGUUCGUUCCAAGAUUCGUGGACCAGCACCACCUCUAGCCAACCCGAGCGACAUGGAUAUCGUGGACGAAGCCCUAGACCUAUUCAAAUCGAACUGUUUAUUCAGGAACUUCGAGAUCAAGGGAUUCGCAGACCGAGUGUUGAUCUACUUGAUCCUCUUCAUCUCAGACUGUCUCAAUCGGAUCAGCCAACUCAAACCUCACCAGAAUAAUAAGAACGAGGCUAGCAAACAACUCUUGACCUACAGCUUGGAUAACUUUUACUUACCCGGCGAACCAGGCUUCCCUAUGAACGGUAUCUAUGCCCCUCCUAAGGAUAAAUUCGAGGCUGAUCUUCUGAAACAAUAUCUCACUCAGAUCAGGCAAGAAUGUUCGAUCCGAUUGAUCGAAAAAGUUUACAAUACGCCCGAUGGAAAACCUAGUAAAUGGUGGAUGUGUUUCCAGAAGAGGAAAUUCAUGGGGAAAAGCUUGUCUUAA